Linum tenue is the source of this 1014-nucleotide messenger RNA. Lineage: Eukaryota; Viridiplantae; Streptophyta; Magnoliopsida; Malpighiales; Linaceae. The record is from the annotation of a GenBank genome assembly.
AUGGGGAAGAGAUUCCAGUUGCCCAAGUUCUCCCGAGUGAUCCCAUCAUCUUUCCACUACUGCCGUUCCAAAAACCUGGACGACACCUGUCCUUCUUCCCAUCCCGCCCCUAUUCCCUCCUUCCACCGCCUUGUCUCCUCCUCCUCCGCCACCGCCGCUCAUCCCCUGCCUCCUCCGCCAGAUCAUCCCAGCAGCAGUAAGCCACGUGACUCCUCCUCCUCCUCUUCCAUCAAGCGCCACGUGUCCUCCGCCAUCACCUCCAUCGGCUGCGGCUGCGCCUCCAAAUCCACCGCCUCCGCCCCGCCGCAUCCGGGGAGGAGGCACGUGCUCCGCUGGGAGGAGGAGGACAAAUGGCACGUGGCUGUCGCUAGCAAUCACGUGAUCCUCCCCCCUGCCUCGAAGAAGGCAGCGUCGAAACGGCGCGUGAAGAAGAAGAAGAAGAAGAAGAAAACGACGCGGAUCCGGAUCUCGACUUCCUCCGCCGACACGGGGGGACUCUUCAGCAGCGAAGGAGGCCCGGAGGACCACGACGAGGGCGAGGAAAUGGAGGCGACGCUGGUGUCGUCCUGUAGAAGCUUCUCCACCGACGACGACGACGACGAUGAUGACGUGGCAGGCUCCUCAUCCCCUCGGUUGAAGCCCAUCAGCGAGACGGUACUAUUUGGGGGCGGGACCAGGAGGAAGGACGACAGACGAGGAGCGCGCAGGAGGCGGCGGAGGAAGGCGGCGGCGGCGGCGGAGGUGGGGUCGCCGGCGAGGUUGUCGAGGUUCUCGCAGUGGGUGAUGCCGUGCAAGGUGGAAGGGAAAGUGAAGGAGAGCUACGCGGUGGUGAAGAGGUCGGAGGAUCCGAGGGAGGAUUUCAAGAGGUCGAUGGCGGAGAUGAUUAGGGAGAAGGAGAUGUUCGAGGAGAAGGAUCUGGAGCAGCUGCUGCGCUGCUUUCUGUCGCUGAAUUCCAAGGAUCACCACCCGGUCAUCGUCCAGGCUUUCUCCGAGAUUUGGGAGGACUUAAUUUAA